CCUAAUGUCAUAGCCCUCCAUCCAAUCGAAGAGGACGCGGCAGAGACUCUGCUGCCUGUCAGUUUCUUCCCGGAUCUGAGCUCCUGAGCGCCCGGAGAUGCAGUGCUGUUGAUCCAGGUGUGAGUCUUGAAGGUUAAUCGGACGGACGGAUCGUCUGCUAUUGCAGGAAAGGCAUCCUGUCCUGCUCAUGUUCCAUCAUCGGCUUGGUUCUAAUCAUCACCUCCAGGGGGUUCUACACAGACCAACAUGCUGCACUUCACUGUGCUCCUCCUCUGCCUCCUGUCCCUGACUCUCACUUCCACUGACGAUGCUACAGGUUACGGGCCGGUGUUUGAGGAUCAGCCGGUCGACACCAUCUACCCCGAGGAGUCACCUGAGGCCAAAAUCACCCUGAGCUGUCGAGCACGAGCCAACCCACCUGCCACAUACACGUGGAGAUUAAACAGCAGGAAUAUAGACCAGGAUGAAGACAACCACUACACUUUGGUGGGAGGCAACCUGGUCAUCUCUAACCCCAUCAAGAACAAACACGUUGGGAAGUACACCUGUAAGGCCACCAACGACUACGGCACUGUGGUCAGCAGAGAAGCCGCUGUCCAGUUUGGAUACCUGGACUUCUUCUCCUCUGAGGAGAGAGAGGCAGUGUAUGUGAAGGAGGGCCAGGGGGCAGUGCUGCUCUGCGCUCCUCCCCCACACUACCCAGACGAGCUGUCAUUCCGCUGGAUUCUGAAUGAGUUCCCCGUCUUCAUCCCUCUGGAUAAACGUCGCUUCAUCUCUCAGACUACAGGGAACCUCUUCAUCUCUAAGGUGGACUCGUCUGACAGCGGAAACUACUCCUGCUUCGUCUCUAGUGCCUCCAUCGCCAAGAGCGUCUUCAGCAAGUUCAUCCCACUCGUCCCCCUGGCUGAACGCCCAAUAAGGAAGUACCCUGCUGAUAUCAAAGUCAAGUUCCCAGACACCUUUGCACUGGUGGGCCAGAACAUCACACUGGAAUGCUUCGCCCUGGGAAACCCCAUCCCUCAGAUCCGCUGGAGGAAGAUGGACGGAGAGCUGCCGGCCAAUCAUGAAGUCAGCAUGGCAGGGGCCCACCUCCAACUGUACCACGUGCAGUAUGAGGACGAGGGGACGUACGAGUGUGAGGCCCUCAACUCCAAAGGGAAGGAUUGGCACCGGGCUCGGGUCUCUGUAGAAGCCUUCCCAGAGUGGACAGAGUCCAUCAGCAGUACAGAGCGGGACAUCAGCAGUGACUACACCAUGUCCUGUGAGGCCAGCGGCAAGCCCAAGCCCCACGUCCACUGGCUCAAGAACGGCUACCCGUACGAUAAGCAUGAUCUGAAGUUCAGAGGACUGACGUUUGAGGACUCUGGGAUGUACCAGUGUAGAGCGGAGAAUCGGCAUGGAGUCGUCUAUGCUGACGCAGAGCUGCGUGUGAUUGCGUGCUCCCCUACGUUUGAGCAUAACCCAGUAAAGAGGAGGAUCCUGGGGGCUAAGAACGGCCGUGUGGUCCUAGAGUGUAGACCUAAAGCUGCUCCCAAAGCCUCACUGUCCUGGAGCAAGGGCUCUGAACUCCUCUUCAACUCCAGCAGGAUGUUAAUCUGGGAGGAUGGUAGUCUGGAGAUCCUGAAUGUGACCAGGGCAGACGAGGGGCGCUAUACCUGCUUUGCUGAGAACGACCGGGGCAAGGCCAACAGCACAGGUUUCCUCUCUAUCACAGAGGCCACUAAGAUCACCUUGGCUCCGUCCAACGCGGACGUGACGGCUGGCGAGAGCGCCAGCAUGCAGUGUGCCGCAUCACAUGACUCAACGCUGGACAUCACGUUCGUCUGGACCAUGGACGGCCGCUCCAUCGACUUCGACCGGGACGGGUCCCACUACGAACGCAACCCGAAUGGUGGGUCCAGUGGAGAGCUGAUCAUCAAGAACACCCAGCUGAAUCACUCUGGACGUUACACCUGCACCGCCCAGACCCCCGUAGACAACGUCUCCGCAUCCGCUGACCUGGUCGUCAGAGGUCCCCCUGGGCCUCCAGGUGGGGUACGUGUGGAGGAGAUCAGGAACAAGAGUGUCCGUCUGAUCUGGAGCAGUGGAGCAGACAACCACAGCCCCAUCUCUAAAUACACCGUCCAAUGCCGGGACUGGUUCUCUCAGGAAGACUGGAGAGAUGCCACCACAUCCCCUCCGGAUGUGGAAGGCAAUGCAGAGACAGCCACAGUGGUGGACCUGUUUCCCUGGACAGAGUAUGAGUUUAGGGUGAUAGCCACCAACACCCUGGGGACAGGAGACCCCAGCAGCCCCUCUCCCAAAGUCACCACGUUGGAGGCUGUUCCCGUGGUGGCGCCCUCAGACAUUGGCGGUGGUGGCGGGACCAGCAAGGAGCUGACCAUCACUUGGACGCCGGUGCAGCCGCAGUACUACUACGGCCGCAACUUUGGCUACAUCAUCGCCUUCAAGCCCCACGAUGUCUAUGAAUGGAUGAAGGUGACUGUGGCAGACCCCGAGGCUAAACACUAUGUCCACAAAGACUCAUCCAUCCCCGCCUCCACAGAGUUCCAGGUCAAAGUCAAGGCUUUCAACAUUAAAGGAGAAGGACCCUAUAGUCUCACGGCUGUUAUCUACUCUGCACAAGACGUGCCAUCCGAAGCCCCUGCCAGUGUGGAGGCCAGGGCGUUGUCUGCCACUGAGGCCAUUGUGUGGUGGCUCCCUGUCAUCCAGCACACCGUUGAAGGAUACCAGGUGCGGUACUGGAUGAAAGUGGAGGACAGAGAGGCAUCCAGUCAGAGAGUGGUGGUGUCCAGCAGAGAGAACCAGACAAGGUUGGAGAACAUGAGGCCAAACUCCCCCUACCUCAUAGAGGUCAGGGCCUACAAUGCAGCCGGAUACGGACCCCCCAGCCAUCACUUCCAGAUCUACACCAAAAAAGCCCCCCCAAGCCGGCCUCCUAAAAUAAUCAGUAAAAAGCUAAAAGGAACGUCAGUAAACAUCGCCUGGGAACAUGUCGAACCCUUGGCCAACGAAUCAACAAUAGAUGGAUACAAGGUCUUGUACAGGAAGGCUGGCCUCUCCACAGGUCUACUGUAUACCACAAGGAAGCGAUCCAUAGACCUGCCCAUGCCCAGGGACGGGGACUGCGUAGUGGAGGUCAGGGCCCAUAGCGAGGGAGGAGAUGGGGCUGUGGCCCAAGUACGCAUCUCAGGUGGAGCCGUCAUGGUCACCCAGUCCCUCAGCCUGGCCUCUCUGCUCCUGGUGGCCAUGUUGUGCCUGCUGGCCCUCUGAAUGUACUGCAUCUUUCUCUGUCUACACUGCCCAGUCCAGUGAAGGAGACGAGGUUGACGCCUAUUAUGACUUUGGUUCCCACAAUCUUUGGUUUCACCCUGAAGGCCAAAGGAUCAUUUCCCCACCUCGAGGAAUAGGGCUUUGUUUGUGGAGAGAAAAAAAAAACCACAAUAAGAAAUGUGUAUAAAGGACGAAGAAUGACAUCUGGAAUAUCUCUUAAAUCAUACCUACAAUGUCUUUGAAGGAGGAGCGUCAAAAGGAAGUUGUUCAACUUUUUCAAUAUGCCUUAUAUGUAGACAGUUACACUUGUCUUUCACAAUGACUCUAACUGGGUGAGGUGUGAGUGCUGAGGUAGUGCACAACGUCUGUAAGUAACUGUCAAAUAUAUUGUGAUAAGGGCCUUUCUUGUUCCUUCAUAAAGGUGCAGUAGCUUGGAAGUGUGUGUUUCAUUUGACGUGGGACAUUUAUGGAUCAUCGAUACAACGUUUGCGUUCCACAUAUAAAGCAUAAGCUAAGCAGGUGAUAUAGUUGUGAAGGAUAAGUCUACAAGUUUACUAAAUUGUCUUUAUAUUUCAAUUACAUUUCGGUGGCUUUUUUUUAGUACUUUUGAAUACAUUUUUUUUUUUCAAGGUGAAACAUACCCUCCCCUUCCAGAGUCAAAUCAAAUCUCUACUCAAGGUCCUUGGCAUAUAUCAGAGUUUUAUUAUCAAACAUCAUCAGACAAAAGAGGAAUUUAUGUCAUGCUAAUAUAAUAUAUGCAAUAAUGUUUAUGGUUUUGCCAUCUCACAAGUACAUAUAGCCUACUAUUAACGAUGUAACAUCAUUGUUCCCAGAAACAUUGAUUUUAUCUCCCAAAAAAACAUGCUUAUUUCCAACUCAUAACAUUCUCUAAAUUAAUGGGAGACCAGUUUGCAAGUGUUUGCAUGUAUCUGAAAGAGUUUACUGACAAAACAUGAUAAACUUCUUAGCCGGAGUGAUGCCUGCAUUUUUAGCACAUGUCCAUGUGUGUUUGUAAAGUUGAAUGUAUUGAAUAACUGUGGAAAUGAGCUUUAAAACAUAUCAGACCUGCAGUUUCUAACAUCAUAUAAACAAUGUGUAACAGUGGUGCAUUUGGUUUGGUUGUCAGGACAACUGUCCUGUGACCGUCAUGUGUCCAAUGUUGUUAAAGUGUCCAAUUGGAGGAACCAUGAAUAAACUGAGUUUGGAAUCAUAAAUAGAAUUCUAGAAUGGGUAUUUGCCAUUCUUUUUGUCCUGUUCUUAGGAUUCUAUUGCUAUGGUUGGAAUAUCCAAUGAAAGAGUACAUGGAGCACAAAAAGUGGUUUGUUUUGACUGUUGUUAAGACUUCAGUGGUAGACUAUAAAUGCUGGUGCUUUGUAAAGAAUGCUGCCAUCUUGUUCAUGUCUUAACUGUUUUCUAUGUUUUCAUAUCUUUAUUAAUCAACGUCUCAGUGUGAGUCGCAGUGUUAACAGUUCUGCAGUAAUACAUUAUAACGUCUGUCUGAAUCUUCAAUCGUUCUUUCUAUUUUAUUACAUAUAACACAACCUGCCUAGCGUCUAAAACAGUGAUGCUAUUAUCGUGUAUCAUUGUGUAUAAACUGGUGCAAAGCACAAGAGAAAAAAAAAUAAACUAUCGAAAUCAAUAUCUGAGAAUAACCAUCCGAAGCUCAUACAUUUGUCCUACUAUUAUUGCAACAUUGUUUUUUAUUUUUUUAUCAAUAACAUGAGUGUGAUCAGAGUUAUACUGUAUACGGGAUGCAUUAUCAAUUGGUGUUGUUGUUUUUGUUUUUAUGUUUGUGAUUAAUAUAUUUCAUCCUGAUGACCCACCACUGGUUCAACAGUAGAUGUUUAUUACGAUCAUGUACCACUGAAAAUUCUGUGUUUUUGAUUGCUCUGCGAAUCCAUGUUCAGUGUGACUGAGUGAUGCUAGCCAUUCUUCUACCAGCUGUGGUCCACAGAGUUACGUGUGGCUUGCUAACGCAAGGCUCAGGUAGCUCCCUGGACCAGAAGCUAUGCUUCUUCUAUAUACAUUGUGACUAUAUCAACAAAACAUCCACCACAAAGUGCUUUUUCUCAGUUUCCCCUCAUGCAACAAAUCAUCGAAAGAGUUGCCAAAUGCAUGAAUGCCUUGAACUUAUUUGUUAUUUCGAAGGAAACGGUUGCUAAGAAAAUGAUUGCCAUGGAAAUGGUUGCUAUUACUACAUCCUCUAACAUGCAUGACAUUGGAAAUGAAUGGUAUAGGCCUGUAUGGUAAAAAAAAAAACUCCAUCCAUACAUUGCAAUGAGUCAACGUCAUACAUUCAGGCUUCCUAUCAGCUUCAUAUGAACUCAACUGCCUUUGUGGUAAACAAUAAUAAACAUUCAUUCAGUCAUGAGUGAAAUCCCUUUAUGUCAGAGACUGUAUAAUGUUUGCAUACUGUACUUUCUCUAGAUAAGCCUAACAUGUUCAUUAGUUGCCUCAAGCCAGUCAUCUCAAGGGGAAGUCUAUGUAGGGCAGUUUACUGUAGUUGUAAAAUUACGAAAUCUUUCAAUAAAUUACCUGAUUUUUCCAGAAAUACUCAAACUAGAAUUUCUGGGAAUUUGGGGGAAGGUUUCUGGAAUUUUUCCAUCGUAAAGGGUGGUUAAGGUUUUAGGGAGAAAAACCUUAACUGGCUAAAGGAAUCUCAGUCAUUCAGUAGGUUCAGUACUGGUCAGUCCUGCAGUCUCAUUCCUUACUGUAAGAUUGGUUGGGGUUUGAUGACCGCUGUGGUUGAUGAUGCAGCAGUGUUUGGCUGUAUAUUGUUCAGUGCUUUGUUCAUACUGUAAUGAAUAGGACAUGUUGAGAGGGAGGGGUGAAACUGGACUCUCAUUGUCUGGACUUAAAAAGAACAAUAAAAUAAUAGUUACUGUAACUAUUCA
This is a messenger RNA of Oncorhynchus tshawytscha (Chinook salmon), 6167 nucleotides long. RefSeq names its product contactin-1a-like. Gene Ontology annotation, molecular function: cell-cell adhesion mediator activity. NCBI's taxonomy places the organism in Eukaryota, Metazoa, Chordata, Actinopteri, Salmoniformes, Salmonidae. Gene Ontology annotation, biological process: brain development; cell-cell adhesion. The record is from RefSeq and is a predicted model, not a curated record. The coding region runs from base 247 to 3273 and encodes 1008 amino acids. The transcript is spliced from 24 exons.